AGCAGUCAGCCCUCUUGGUAUCGCGCGUUUACCCACGGUCAACGGUCAAGAAGCAGCGACCGGUUCGUGCGUGCGGUCCGUUGUUCGCAGUCGUUCGUUCAUUCCCUGUCGAUCGGAUUUCAUCUCUUCCGUUACGGAUCAGCUACGUGAUACGAAGUAAUAUGACAACCGAUCCGGAACGCGCCGUCAAUACUAGUGCUACGGAAUCCGUCGAAGACGAAGAUGAUAGCAACCAACGCAAAAUUUUACGUAGCACUGAAGUGUUAGAAGCUCUUCGAGAUUGUAUUACUACGUCACCAUUAGAGCAAAUGCAGUCUCUUCCUGCUCCUGUCAAACGCAGGAUUAAAGCACUGAAACAACUGCAGCUUGUCACUACUAAUAUUGAGGCUAAAUUUUAUGAGGAGGUCCAUGCUUUGGAAUGUGAGUACUAUAAAAUGUGUGCGCCUUUAUAUCAGAAGCGGAGUGAGAUAGUAUCUGGUACAUAUGAGCCAACGGAUGAGCAAUGUGUUUGGGAGAGUGAUGAUGAUGAAGAAACUCUAAAUAAUUAUAUGAAAGAAAAGGCGAAGAUCGAGGGUAAUACAGAGAACAAGGAUGAAACAGAAAACGAGGAUGACACUAAAGGCAUCCCAGAUUUCUGGCUAACAAUAUUUAAGAAUGUAGGUACAUUAGCUGAUAUGGUUCAGGAACAUGACGAGCCAAUCCUGAAACAUCUAAGUGAUGUUAAAGUCAAAUUUCUAGAAUCGAAUCCAAUGGGAUUUGUCCUCGAGUUUCAUUUUACACCAAACGAAUAUUUCUCAAAUUCAGUGCUCACUAAAGAAUAUAUCAUGAAAUGUACUCCGGAAAAAAAUGAUCCAUUUAGUUUUGAAGGACCUGAGAUAUAUAAAUGCAAAGGCUGCGUUAUUGAUUGGAAGAAAGGCAAGAAUGUAACAAUAAAAACUAUUAAGAAAAAUCAGAAGCAUAAAUCUCGAGGAUCUAUGCGUACCGUGACCAAAACAGUUCAAAAUGAUUCUUUCUUUAAUUUCUUUAGUCCGCCAAUCGUGCCAGAAGACUCGGAAGCUGACAUAGACGAUGAAACCCAAGCUAUAUUGACCAGUGAUUUCGAAUUAGGUCAUUAUAUUAGAGAACGCAUAGUUCCUAGAGCUGUACUGUACUAUACAGGCGAAGGACUAGAGGAUGAAGACGAAGAUUAUGAGGAUGAGGAGGAUGGGGAUGAUGACGAUGACGUCGAUGAGGAGGAUGAGGAAGAAGAAGGUUCAUCUCCUACUAACGCGCCUUCAGAUCAAGCCUAGAACUCUUCAACAUACCAGUGAUACAAAAAAGAAAGAUAAAAAAAAUUAUGCGUACACCUUCCUUUUACUCGCCGUUGACGAUGAGUAGAAUAUAUGCGCCUUAUUAUACCUGUGCUAUAAGAUCUAAUAUCAUAUAUGUAUACGGUAAUUGCUCUCACUCUUGAACACUAAUUAUUGUCAAUUUUUAAUUGCUUUAUUUUAUACGACUUGUUACGUUUAUAUGCGCCGACAGAGAGGUUGUUUGAAUUCUUUUCCGAAGAAACGCACGUUGCUCUAUGGAAAAAAUUUUUGGGUACUGUUGAAGCAUUUUUAAUAUAAAAGUGGAGAAAAAAAAAUUUCGCUGCUUCAGUUGUUUUUCAUUCCUCUUUAUUCCUCUUUGCAAAAUAUCCUUCCAAAGCGUUCGUAAAGAGAACGAAUUUUUGGUAUUAUUUACAAUUAUAUAUUAAUCAUGCUUUUCUUCUAUAUGAAUUCAUAUUACUCGUAGAGGAAACAUUUGAUACAACGAUUUUGUGUCAAAUCGAAACGAUUCGGAAUAAUUUAUAAUAUUUUUAACGUGGUAUAAAAUCCACUAUGUCAGAUAUAUAUAUAUAAAAAUAUAAAAAAAACAUUCGUACAUUACAUUUUCAACUUUUUUCAAAGAAGAACGGCGACAUCGUAGAAUCAGAAGAUACAAAAAAAAGGACCACUUUUCAAAACUUUGUUUCAUCUUCACAAAACAUACCUUUUGAAAUUUAAUAACACUAUUAUGUUAUUUUUAAUUUUUGAUAUAUAUAAAAGUAGAGGUAGUUUUGAUUUAUAUCUUGAAUAUACCUAAUGUUUUUGCGUAUAUGUCGGAGAGGAGUCAUUUAUAUUUCACAAAAUUAAUAUAAUCAUUGGAACAUUUUAGUCCUUAUCUUCAAUUUGACGAAACUGUGAAAUAAAUGACGUAAUUUACAAUUAAUGCAAAAUCAAAUAUGCAAUGGUGUAACGAUGUAUUAUGAUUCCAUAACAUUUUUUUAUCUAUAUUUGAAUUCAUAUAUAUGAACAUAUUCUCAUGCAUAUUAGAUUUGAUGAACACCUAGGUAUUUUGAGUUUUAUAUUAAAAUGUGGCAAUUAUGCUGUGCAAAAUUGCGCGAGAAAUUAUAUAAUCGAAAACGGGGGUGCGUCAUCGAAAAAUGGAUGCAUUAAUUAUUACGAAUUUGCGCCGUUACAUUCAUAAAUUAUGAAUUAAUGGAUGGAUAUAGAAGAUAAUAUAUGUGUGUCUUUAGUACAGAGAAUAUCACUGUUGAAGUGAUUUGUGUCACGAAGAAAUUAACAAUAUAAUCUUGCACAGCAUGUAAUCUACCGCUUUUGUAUAUAUAUAAUGUAGUACAGGGAUAUAUAUAUA
This is a messenger RNA of Cataglyphis hispanica, 2655 nucleotides long. RefSeq names its product nucleosome assembly protein 1-like 1 (gene Nap1). The transcript is spliced from 9 exons. Bases 162 to 1289 code for a protein of 375 amino acids. The record is from RefSeq and is a predicted model, not a curated record. Gene Ontology annotation, biological process: nucleosome assembly. Gene Ontology annotation, molecular function: histone binding; chromatin binding. NCBI's taxonomy places the organism in Eukaryota, Metazoa, Arthropoda, Insecta, Hymenoptera, Formicidae. Gene Ontology annotation, cellular component: chromatin; nucleus.